This is a messenger RNA of Pistacia vera, 1980 nucleotides long. RefSeq names its product probable cyclic nucleotide-gated ion channel 10. NCBI's taxonomy places the organism in Eukaryota, Viridiplantae, Streptophyta, Magnoliopsida, Sapindales, Anacardiaceae. The transcript has 7 exons. The record is from RefSeq and is a predicted model, not a curated record. Bases 65 to 1825 code for a protein of 586 amino acids.
AUGAUCCAUUAUUUGAAGAACAAUUUCGCAAUUAUCGAAAUUCAAAGACUUCACGUUAUUCAUCAUGUCACAGCAGUCUCAGUCUCAGUCUCAGCUUCAGGCUUUUGAUCCAGAGACAGGGAGUGAUCCCAGGCAAGGUGGAAAUCGUCAACACAUUUUGGAUAAAUUACUACCUUGUUAUGCCAGGCUACCCCUAGCCUUGCAAAAUACUCUAAAAUGGAUGAGUGAAAAUUUUGAAAUAGAAUCCAACUUGGGACGCGGGCUAUAUAUUGCGGCUUAUAUGAUUGUUAUCUUUAUGUAUCCUUUCCAUUACUACGCUUAUGUGAUCAAACAAGAUCAAAAUUGUCUCGAAAUCGACAAUGAAUUAUACGCCACGAUUGCUGCUGUCGUCUUCUUUAAUGCUUAUAUGCUGCUCUAUACUCCCAAUUUUUUGAAAAAAGUCUUUGCACCUGGUCAUGGUCAUUAUUCUAAAACCGCGAUUGGACAUUUCAUCUUUACUCAAAUACCAGUAUUGUUGAUGACAUUGACAGUUAUUCCUGAUUUGACAACGGGAACGACAGACAAGAUCUUUUUGACGACAGCUAACUUGUUUCUUUUCGGAUAUAUUCUACUGGUUAUUGGACUGUCAUUAACUAUUAAAUAUGCUACUGAGGGUACUGAGAGUACAGGCUAUCUUGCCCAUGCUAAGUGGGCCAAUGCUGUAUACAAUCUUUUUCUUUACCUACUUGGAGGCCACGUAUUUGGUGCGUUAUGGUACUCUUUUGCUGUCGAUAGAAUUUUGGCGUGUUGGAGGGAAGACUAUUUUGCAACGAAUAAAUUUAAUCCUCGUUCUUUCGUCUGUCGUGAUAAACAUAAGAAUAUAGGAGAGCUAAACUGUCCUAGAUUAACAAAAAUUGCUAGCGAGAUCGCAGGGUUUGGAAUAUUCGAGGAUGCUCUUAAGUCUGGUGUUGUGCAUUUCAAACGCCAAUUUCUGAAGAAGUUUUUAUACUGUUUAAGAUGGGGCCUGCAAGCUCUCAGUUGUUUCGGCCAAAACCUGUUACCAAGUACAUUUAUCGUGGAAAAUAUUUUUGUGGUUUCUAUAAUCAUCUAUUCCACGGUGCUGUUUGUCUUUUUAAUCGGAAAUAUGCAGACAUAUCUGGCACCCGAAGAUAAGCAGACGGAGUCAGAGGAAAAAAAAAAAGAGACGUCGGUUCUAUUGCCUAUACAUGAGGAGAUGACGUUGUUUCAGGUACAAGAGCCGGAGCAGUGGACUUUAAUAUUGAAGGAACAAACGGCGGAGCAGUGCGUGUCCUUCCGGAAGCUCCGUCAAGAAUUGCAAAUGGAGGUGAUAAACAAUUUGCAGCUAAACAAAUGGCGAGCAACCAAAAUUCUUCACAUAGAAACUUUGUUCAAUAUUCUUCCUGAGGAUCUCCUCAGAGACAUAAAGAUCGAACUUUGCUUACCGCAGUUGAGGAAUAUCAAGGUAGAAGAGUUUCGAAACUUGGGGGAACUAGCGUUGAAGGAUCUGUGUUAUCAUGUCAAGCUAGUUUUCUAUCUUGACCGCACUCUGAUUUUCCGGGAAGGAGACCCGAUUACCGAGAUGCUCUUCGUGCUGCACGGAGAAAUACGGACACACAACUCCAGAGGCAUUGGUUAUUUGAAAGAUGGUGGAUUCUUUGGGAAAGAACUUGUCACCUCGUUUAAUAAUCAGGCUGAAGCCUACUUAUCCAGCCUCCCAAUCUCACCAAAAACUGUUCAGGCGAUUACGAAUGUGGAAGCCUUUGUUCUCAUGGCUUAUGACUUGAAGAAAGUAUUUACUAAGCACAAUCAGCAGCAAGCAAAUUAAACCUUUAGAUGAUUUCAGAAGGACAAUAAAUAUACUGGUCAGAUAUUUUGAUUAAUUGAUUUAUGAUUUAUCAGGUAUAAAAUAUAAAACAUUCAUCAACUUGUUUGAAAGGUUUUAGUAGUGGAGGCAGAAAUAAAUUAAUUACUCUGUGUGAA